AUGUCUCUGGUCAAAACUGUGACUCUUGCCGGCACAUGGGCCUGGGGAGAUUCUACCUGGCAGUAUACACCCAAAGAUUUAGAGAACAUCAAGGAUGCUUGGCGGGCUUGUUUGAAGGCUGGGUUGGUGUUCUUUGAUACCGCUGAGAUCUAUGGAGCUGGAGAAUCGGAGAGAAUUAUCGGACGUCUGAUCAAGGAAGAGACUUCGGAAGAAGACAAGUCAAAGAUCUUUAUCGCCACGAAAUUCCUCCCGGUACCCCAUCCCAAGACCGGCCUAUUCUUCUUCAGUCCUCCUAUUGUGGAACGCUUGAAGUCAUCCCUUCAACGUCUGGGGCUCGAUUCAGUCCCUCUUUACCAGCUCCAUUCCUCCAUCUCGUUACACUCCCACGAGACUCUGGCGGCCGGGCUUGCAGCAUGCGUCAAGCUCGGUCUAGCAAAGGCGGUCGGAGUGUCAAACUUUAGUAAAGAUGAGCUGAUCAAAAUGGACGAGCUCCUCAAGAAGCAUGGAGUGACGCUGGCUUCCAACCAAAUCGAGUUCAACCUUCUCCGUCAGCUUCCGGACCAGAAUGGUCUUCUGGAGGAGAUGAAGAAGAGGGACAUUGCUUGUCUUGCUUACUCUCCUUUGGCCAUGGGGAGGCUCACCGGAAAGUACAAUGCUUCCAACCCUGUCCCAAGCGGACGAAGGUUUAGCGCCCAGCACUCCUGGGAGCAGCUCGAGCCCCUCAUUACCGAACUUGGCCGUAUCGCCGACAAGUAUGGCGUCAAGCACUCGGCGGUCGCUCUGAACUGGGUCAUGUCUAAAGGUGCUAUCCCUCUUGGAGGAGCCAGGAAUGGGUCGCAGGCGGAGCAGAACGCCCAAGCGACUACAUUUGAGCUUACGCCAGAAGAAGUCGACAGUCUUUCGAAACUCGGCUUUUCCGGAAAGAAGUGA
Messenger RNA from Cryptococcus wingfieldii CBS 7118, 930 nucleotides. RefSeq names its product auxin-induced protein. Gene Ontology annotation, cellular component: cytoplasm. Lineage: Eukaryota; Fungi; Basidiomycota; Tremellomycetes; Tremellales; Cryptococcaceae. The coding region runs from base 1 to 930 and encodes 309 amino acids. The record is from RefSeq and is a predicted model, not a curated record. The transcript is spliced from 7 exons.